AUGCCAAAGCAAAUCCGUGAAAUCAAAGACUUCCUCCUGACUGUCCGUCGCAAGGACGCCAAGGAGGUCAGAAUCAAGAGAAACGGCAAGGUCUCCAAGUUCAAGGUUCGUUGUGGAAGAUUCCUGUACACUCUCAAGGUCCAAGACCAAGAGAAGGCUUCCAAGUUGUUGAACAUUCUUCCACAGAAUGUCCCACAGGUCCACAUUGACAAGAAGUCCAAG
This is a messenger RNA of Acytostelium subglobosum LB1, 222 nucleotides long. RefSeq lists its product as hypothetical. The transcript has 3 exons. The annotation marks the transcript as partial. The record is from RefSeq and is a predicted model, not a curated record. Gene Ontology annotation, cellular component: cytosolic large ribosomal subunit; ribosome. NCBI's taxonomy places the organism in Eukaryota, Evosea, Eumycetozoa, Acytosteliales, Acytosteliaceae. Gene Ontology annotation, molecular function: structural constituent of ribosome. Gene Ontology annotation, biological process: protein-RNA complex assembly; translation.